CGGUGGAUGGCACAGCUGGUGUGCUCCUGAGAGGAGAGCCGCUGGCCUGGGAGCCAUGUCGGCGGCUUCGGCUGUGGCCGUGCUGCUGGUGGCGGUGGAGAGGAACCGAUGGCAGCGCCUCCCGAAUCUGCUCCUUGCGCCGAGGAGAUGGACAUGGAACCGGGGAACCAGGAGGUAUUCGGCCACCACAGGAAGAAGCAUUACCAAGGUUCUCAUUGCAAACAGAGGAGAAAUUGCCUGCAGGGUGAUGCGAACGGCGAAAAACAUGGGUGUGCAGUCCGUGGCUGUGUACAGUGACGCUGACAGGAACGCCAUGCAUGUACACAUGGCAGACGAAGCAUAUUGCAUUGGCCCUGCUCCCUCCCAGCAGAGCUACCUCGCUAUGGAGAACAUCAUCCACGUGGCCAAGAUCUCCGCUGCACAGGCUAUCCAUCCAGGAUAUGGGUUUCUUUCAGAAAACACAGAAUUUGCUGAGCUGUGUAAGCAAGAGGGAAUUAUUUUUAUAGGUCCUCCUUCAUCUGCAAUUAGAGACAUGGGUAUAAAGAGCACUUCCAAAUCCAUCAUGGCUGCCGCCGGAGUCCCUGUGAUCGAAGGUUAUCACGGCGAGGACCAGUCUGACCAGUGCCUGAAAGAGCAUGCCGGGAGGAUUGGUUAUCCGGUCAUGGUGAAAGCUGUCCGUGGAGGAGGAGGAAAAGGCAUGAGGAUUGUCAGAUCAGAAAGCGAAUUUCAAGAACAGUUAGAAUCAGCCCGGAGAGAAGCUACGAAGUCUUUCAACGACGAUGCCAUGCUGAUUGAGAAGUUUGUGGACACGCCCAGGCACGUGGAGGUCCAGGUGUUCGGCGACCACCAUGGCAAUGCCGUGUACUUAUUCGAGAGAGACUGCAGUGUACAGAGGAGGCACCAGAAGAUCAUAGAAGAGGCUCCUGGGCCUGGAAUUGAACCUGAAGUCAGAAGGAAGCUUGGAGAAGCUGCGGUCCGAGCUGCGAAGGCUGUAAAUUAUGUGGGUGCAGGAACUGUGGAGUUUAUUAUGGACUCAAAGCACAAUUUCUACUUCAUGGAGAUGAACACAAGGCUGCAAGUAGAACAUCCCGUUACUGAAAUGAUCACAGGAACUGACUUGGUAGAGUGGCAGCUUAGGGUCGCAGCAGGAGAGAAGAUUCCCUUGAGGCAGGAAGAAAUCACUCUGCGGGGCCAUGCCUUUGAAGCUCGGAUAUACGCAGAAGACCCUAGCAAUAACUUCAUGCCAGGGGCCGGGCCGUUAGUCCAUCUCUCCACGCCGCCAGCAGACCUUUCCACUAGGAUCGAAACGGGAGUCCGACAAGGAGAUGAAGUGUCAGUGCACUAUGACCCCAUGAUUGCGAAGCUGGUCGUCUGGGCCGCGGACCGCCAGGCGGCCUUGACGAGGCUGAGGUACUGCCUCCGCCAGUACAACAUUGUUGGCCUGCACACCAACAUCGACUUCCUCCUCAGCCUCUCCGGCCACCCCGAGUUUGAAGCUGGGAAUGUGCACACAGACUUCAUUUCUCAACACCACGGAGCUCUGUUUCCCACUAGGAAAGCCACGGCCAAGGAGUUUUUGUGCCAAGCAGCCCUGGGCCUCAUCCUCCAGGAGAAAGCCAUGACGGAGGCUUUCAGACUUCAGACGCAAGAUCCAUGGUCCCCAUUUGCAUCUAGCAGCGGACGAAGACUGAAUGUCUGUUACACCAGACACGUAACUCUGAAGGAUGGUAAAACCAACGUAGCCAUGGCUGUAACCUAUAACCACGAUGGGUCGUACAGCAUGCAGAUUGACGACAAGACGUUCCGGGUCCUUGGGGAUCUGCAAAGCGAGGGAGGCUGCACCUACCUGAACUGUUGCGUGGACGGGGCUGCCAAGAAAGCCAAGCUCAUUAUCCUGGAAAACACAAUUCACCUCUUCUCCACGGAAGGAAGUGUUCAGAUUGACAUCCCAACUCCCAAAUACUUGGCCUCAAGGUCUGAAGGAACUCAAGGAGGUACCACGGCUCCCAUGACUGGGACCAUUGAAAAGGUGUUGGUGAAAGCUGGAGACAGAGUGAGAGCUGGGGAUUCCCUGAUGGUGAUGAUCGCCAUGAAAAUGGAGCACACCAUAAAGGCUCCAAAGGAUGGCAGGAUCAAGAAGAUUUUCUACAGAGAGGGUUCCCAGGCCAACAGGCAUGCUCCUCUCAUCGAGUUUGAGGAGGAGAACCCUGAAAAGGGGGACUAGAAAUAAACUCCGUGAAAGAAAUGGCCAAUGAAGAGGUGUCCGAUCUCUCCGUGGAAGAGAACCUGCCUUUCCGCUCCUCCGGGAGCUCACCGAUGGGUGCAUUCUGUCACGUGCGUGUGCUAGAGCCUUUUCAUACUGGUGAAUCAUGUGCUUGGGCCACAACUAUUAUGAAUGAUCUCACAAUAUUUCACAUUAAUAAAGUGGCAUUACACUUAAAAAAAAACAUAUCGGGCACUCUUACAGCUCUAAUAACAAACCAUUCAUUGACUAAGAAAUUACACUUUCUUAUCUGAAGUUCA
This is a messenger RNA of Echinops telfairi (small Madagascar hedgehog), 2523 nucleotides long. RefSeq names its product methylcrotonyl-CoA carboxylase subunit 1 (gene MCCC1). The record is from RefSeq and is a predicted model, not a curated record. Gene Ontology annotation, cellular component: mitochondrion. Lineage: Eukaryota; Metazoa; Chordata; Mammalia; Afrosoricida; Tenrecidae. Gene Ontology annotation, molecular function: ATP binding; methylcrotonoyl-CoA carboxylase activity; metal ion binding. The coding region runs from base 56 to 2224 and encodes 722 amino acids. The transcript is spliced from 19 exons.